AUGGGAGCCGCGCAGGAGCUGCUGGAAGUGCUGUAUGUCCAUGGCCCGGAAAGCGUGCACGUGUUUGGCGUGCGUCCCCUGGUGUCGGACUGCGUGGAGCUCAAGUCCAAGUUGGAGUGCGGAGAGACCAUCCAGUGGCAUGCCUACUCCAUUUACGUCCACGCAGCAGUGUUCCUGAACUUCUUGCAAUGCCUGCCGACUCCACUGCUGGGACACGAUUUUUACGACGACUGGAUGGACGUGGCCGCGUCCAAGAACACACUCGAAACGAAGGCGAAGCUGAUGAGGACGAGCAGGUGCCUGCCGGAGUGCCACCAGGAGCUUUUGCGCCAGUGGCUGCUGGUGCUGCGCAAGGUGUGCCGGGCCGUGCCUCGCAGCCACACCACUCCCGCGCUGGCGGGCCACUUCGUGGGACCCUCGAUGCUGUGGCGACCCGGCGCCAGCUUCGUCGAGCACCCGGCCAAUGGAGAGCACGCCGCGCUCGCCACCGUGGUCCGCUGCCUCGUCCUCUUCCUGGACGACGUGUGGAACAACGUCGACGAGAAGGGACCCAAGGUGGUCCAGCGGUUGAUUUCGAACCCCGCACAGCAGCCCGAUGCGCUACCCAUGGACCACCCAGUGAGCCAGGCGAUCUUCAUGGCCCGCAAGCGCAGCACCCGCGAGGCGGUCGUAGACGCGAGGCCGGAUGCGUUCACGAUGUGCACCGCGUCCCAGUUUGUCGACAGCCUUGAGAGGGAGUCGAGGCGCCAGGCUGAGCUGCACGACAUGAUUAUGGCGGAUUCGCCCGCGUCGUCACCGAAGCCUCCGCAGGUCAAUGCGCUGCACCGGUGCAGCCGGUCAGUGCACACGUGGCCCGGACGCGUCCGGCGCAAUGCCGCAUCGCUUCCGUCCCCUCCGGGCAGCGGCGCCGUCUCCAAGGUGGCCACAUUUCCACGCUGCUCGCACUUGGACUUGGACGACGCCGAGACGGGCUUUUCGUCGCUGCAUGAUGAAGACUACCUGUACCCUGACUGGGCGUUUCAGUAUCCAGAGUGGCACCUGUGCGGGGAAGAGUUGCCAACAUGGGCCAGCCGUUCCUGUUUUACCAUGGACCUGAACAGCCUGCACGACCAGACCACGCGCAAGUGGAUCACCAUCAACACGGCUCUCUACAACCGAACACUGAACCUUCCUAUGCCAGAAGCUCCGCCUGCGCACGACACACUCUCGGGAAUGAGGUUUUGA
Molecule: messenger RNA, 1224 nt
Organism: Dermacentor silvarum
Lineage: Eukaryota; Metazoa; Arthropoda; Arachnida; Ixodida; Ixodidae
Product: SH3 domain-binding protein 1-like
Exons: 9
Coding region: 1-1224 (407 amino acids)
Biological process (GO): signal transduction
Molecular function (GO): GTPase activator activity
Source: RefSeq, a predicted model, not a curated record